Molecule: messenger RNA, 3192 nt
Organism: Rotaria sp. Silwood2
Lineage: Eukaryota; Metazoa; Rotifera; Eurotatoria; Philodinida; Philodinidae
Source: the annotation of a GenBank genome assembly
AUGAUUACAAUUGAAUUACAAUUUUCUAUUAAAGGUGUUAAUCUUUGGUCAAAUAAUGUACGCCUACGUGCUGGUACAGCAAAUUUUAUUGCACGUGGAAACAAACCAAAGAAAUUUUAUUUCAAUUUAGCAACUAUGUUAGUACCCGAUGAUAAAUUACGCAUCGAAUUUUAUACGAUAAAUGGGAAAAAGAAACGAAAAAAAUUGAUUGCAAUUUUUGAAUUAAUGCUUGAAUCUUUAAUCGAUUCAAAAUAUAUUGAUUUACCUGAAGAAAAUUUAUCUGAUCCAAAUAAUUGCUUAUUAUCAUCAACUGUACAACUUAAACUUUAUUAUACACCACCAGAUAUUGAUAAACAACUUGCUGUAAUUGGAAAUGAUGAUACUGCUGAAUUGAUCGAUUGGAGAAGUAUAUUUGAUGAUGAAGGACGACAUGGUGGUCAUCGAUAUAGAUAUGUUUAUUCAAAACAUAAUGAUCUAUUAACAAAAUUUCGUACGAAAUUAGUUGAUCAUGCAGAUGAUGCUGAUACUGAUACAUGUAGUGAUUCAGAUUUUGAAGUAGCUCAAGCUUCUGAAAGAAAAUUUGGAUCUGUUGAUAAAAAUGCAAAAAUAAAAAUGCAAAAUAAUGAUAUAGAAUUAUUAGAAAAAAGUUUGGGUCGAUAUGUCGGUGAUGUAUAUGAAAUGAUCGAAUGGCAACUUAUGGUACAUAUUAUACAAGCACGAGAUCUUCCAGGACUUAAUAUUAGUCCAUAUGUUAGUGUUCAAAUCGAUAAUCAAAAACGAUAUACAAGUGUGCAAAAAUCUUGUAAUUCACCAUAUUUUGGUGAAUUCUUCACAUUUGAUUUUACACUACCAGCUACCAAAUUUAUGGAAAAAGUUAUUAUUAUCAAAGUUCAUGAUGCCGUUAGAAUAAUUAGUACAUUUACAGAUACAGCACCGAUUGGAAUUUUUCGACUGGAUAUAUCAACAGUAUAUAAUGAAAAAGAACAUGCAUUUGAACGAAAAUGGGCUCAAUUGGUUAAUCCGGAAAAUAUUACAUCACCUUGUGGUCAUUUACUUCUUUCAAUAUCUGUUACACAACGUGGUGGUCCCACGAAAAAUGUUGUCAGUGAAGAAGUACAUGACAAUGAUGAAUUUAAACCAUCAAAAACUUUAAUUCCUGUAGCUAUGCAUCGACGUCUAUUUCCUAUGCAAUUAAAAAUAACUUUUUUUACUGCAACUGAAUUACCUGAAAUGAUGACUGAUUUUUUAGCAACUGUUUCAAAAAAAAUUCUUCAAUCAGACACAUGGGAACCAGUUGAUCCUUAUGUUGAAGUUACGUAUGAUGCAAUGACAGCAACAACAGAAGCUUGUAAUGGUACAACACCUGUUUGGNCCUCAACUGUUUCAAAAAAAAUUCUUCAAUCAGACACAUGGGAACCAGUUGAUCCGUAUGUUGAAGUUACGUAUGAUGCAAUGACAGCAACAACAGAAGCUUGUAAUGGUACAACACCUGUUUGGGGUGAAGCUCUUUAUUUAAUUGGACGUUUUCCACCACUUGUACGAACAAUUAAAAUAGCACUUAAAGAUCAUGCAGCUGUUCAAAAAGAUCGUAUUAUUUCAUCAUUUUUUAUUGAUCUUUUUUUAAUAAGUGAAAGUAAUCCAUCAGUUGGUUUUUUACCAACAUUAGGUCCAACAUGGAUAUUUUUAUAUGGAAGUCCAAGAGAAUAUACAAUAAAUAAAGAUAAAGAUGGUCUUAGUGAAGGAAUGGGUGAAGCUGUUUGUUAUAAAGGACGAAUACUUAUGGCUAUUGAAUCUCAUCCAAUUAUUGCAGAAAAUACACCAAACAUGAAUAUACAAAAAAAAACUGAUAUACAAUUUCCUGAAGCACAUAUAUUUCCAAUGAAACGUUCAUUUCUCUUAUUUGGUUGUAUUUAUGAUGUCAGUAUGAUUAAUAAAUCAUUUAGUAAUGGAAAAAUUUCUUUUGAAUUAAGUAUUGGUUCAAAUGGAUAUUUAAAUCCACGACAAUUAGUUGCUGCAAAUCAUAAACCUGUUUCAUCAUUAACAUGUACUUAUCGAUGUAUUUCAAUUGAUAAUAAUAGAGAUUAUUUUCGUUUACCAAUUGAUUUACAAAAACCAAUAUUAUUUACAAAAUAUAUAUUUCAUGAUUAUAUCUAUCGUAUGACAUUAUCAAAUCGUCUAAAAAACGCAUCUGCAUAUUUGUAUGAACAAAUUCGUGAAUUUGAAUUGAAAAUUAAUUCUAAAAUGUCAAAUGAAAUUCUCAUAGAAGAAUAUCGAAAAAUUCAAUAUUAUGUUCAUACCUUACCGUGUGGAUGUGCUGAACAGAUAAAAGAUCGUGAAAUUUUGGGUACUACACCUGUAGUUCAUUCGAAUUUAUAUGAAUUAUUAAAUUCUUCUCAACCAACUCUUAAAAUGAAUCAAUUAGAUAGUAAACGAUGUAAACAAAUUCUUAAUAAUAUUCAAUCAAUUAAAACUUGGAUUUCAAAAGAAAUUGUUUUUGAUGUAUCAAAACAAUAUAAAAUCAUUCAAGAAUUGAAUAAAAUAGCUCAUGCAUUUCGACAAAUGGCUACUGAUGCACAGCCGUCUUUACCUGAUAUAUUUUUUUGGAUGAUAUGUGACUCGAAACGUGUAGCUUAUGCACGUUUUCAACCUGAAGAUAUUCUUUUUAAUUUAUGUAAAGGUGAAAAAGGUUUAAAUAAUGGUCGUGUACAAACUAUUUUUCUCAAAACACCACGUUCAACAGAUAAACCAUUAGAUCCAUUAAUAAAUGCGAAAGUACAAAUCUAUCUUUGGCUUGGAAUUGAAGAACAUGAAUCAUUGAUGUUUAAACAUUUACCUGCUGGUUUUGAUAUGCCACCAUUACCAUUACAUCCUCAAUUGAAAUUUGUAACAUAUCACGAACGAACUUUUUAUGAAUUACGAUGUCAUUGUUAUAAAGCAAGAGCAUUAAAUGCUGCGGAUGCAACAGGUUUAUCAGAUCCUUAUUUAAGUAUUACAGUUGGUAAUGAAACACAAACAGCACCAAUUCUCUUUGAAUCAUUAUGUCCACAAUGGAAUGUAACAUUAGCUUUUCAAAAUUUGAUGCAUGUUGGAACUCGAGAAACAGCUGAAGAAAUUAUUGGAAAUGUUGCUGUCGAAUGUUAUGAUUAUGAUAAAGUACGUAGACAGUUUAAAAGUGAAAAAGCAUGUCAAUAG